Prorocentrum cordatum is the source of this 1255-nucleotide messenger RNA. NCBI's taxonomy places the organism in Eukaryota, Dinophyceae, Prorocentrales, Prorocentraceae. The record is from the annotation of a GenBank genome assembly.
UCGUACACCGCUGAGUAGUAAAUGGCAGCGAUCCCCAGGGGAGAGGGAGGAGAGAGGCCCGCCGAGCCUGACCAGAUUACGCCAGGAGGGCGAGCGCGAAUCCACUGCUUGUCGCUUGCGCGAAUCCGAGCUCGGGUGCGGGCUGCCGAUCCGGGCCCCUUGCGUCAGGAUGCACUUCCUGGAAGGUUGCGUUCAGCGUCGGCGCUGGUAGAUCCAUUGUGGAAACCUGGCGUAAACCAGCACCGUCCCACUGAUUUCUGUUCAAUUCCGCUCAAUCUGGCUUCAUCCCGGGCUUAUAUUCCAGCUUAUUCCAGAUCAGUUGACCUCAGUCAGGCUUAAUAGCCCCUCUUCGUUUCUACGAAGACCUCCCAGGAGCUGUUUCCACAUUCCUGCGCAACUCGGCCGCAUUAGCCAUGCCGCGCCGUGGCGCCUUCAGAGUGGUGCUGGCGGUCCUGGCCGCCAUAGGCGGGUGCAGGGCCAUCAGCGACCACUGCAGAGUCGACUCGGUGAGGGGGUGCGAGUGUGUCCUCGGCUCGGACCUGUACAAGGACACCGAGGGCUGCGACUCCAAUGCGUGCGCUGCUCCGGGCGGGGUCGACCGGUUCGUGCACCUGAUCGACGGUUGCUCCGCCAAGGUCAGGCAGGCCAAAAUGCAUUGCGAGGAGAUGCAGAACGUGGUGCGCUGCGCGAAGGAGUUGGGCUGUUUUGAUAGGAAUAUCGAGGACGUCUGCACUGGCAUGGUGAGGAGCGAUCCGACGUGUGAGCUUGAUUGUGCGGCCGCCUUCCGGGCUGCUGGCGUUGGCCUGACGGCCGUCCUCAUGGGGUUGUUCACAAUGAGCCUCCACCUUCAAGCAUGACCUUUGGCGUUGAGCUUGUUGAGGCUGCUAAUGCGGCGCGGCAGGCUUGCGCAGUGUGCUCCCUGUCAUGUGUAAGAACUCGCGUGGGAAGUUGUUACUGCACCUUCAAUCACAUGCCACGUCAUGAAUUGGCAUGGGAAGUGAAUGUGACCGGCUAGGCAGGCUGUGCAAAGUAGGGCGAAUGGCCCUCAUGGCAGUUUGGCCGGCGGUCGCUAUAGCGAUCUUUCAAAAAACAACACAUCCAGAGGGAAUCGACCUCUGGCAGCAGUUUCCGAUUGAGUGAUGUAACAGGCCCACGUCAUUUCGCCGAACCUCAGAAGAAGACAGAUGCGGCUCCCGAUCUCGUGCGUGUUGCUUGCGGCUUCCCGUCCAGAAGCCUGCGUGUAAGUCGUGGCCGA